AUGGUCGGUGAACCGCCAAAGUUGUGGCUGGCAUGGGUGUAUCGUAAGCCGUCCGGUGAGCCACAUUGGACGAAAACGCGACUGAAGAAACUUUUCGGUGAAGAUGUUAAGCCAGGCAAAAUGGAAAUAUUCAAGAAUACAGCAACGCAAAACGCUGAGCUAUGGCAUGUGAAACAUUUGAUUGAACUUCGGCCAUUGACCUUUCCAAACGGUGAACCAACCAUCGACGAUGUAAACGCAAUUGAGAUAUUUGCCGAUGGACGUUGUGUAAUCGACAGGCGUUUAGUGUGCGAUGAGGAACAGUUACGAUUGGCCGAUCCAGAAAAACAGAUGACAGGCUCGUAUUUGAGCUCAAUGUUGGGAAAGCGAUAUCAUGGAUACAAGGAUAUUUAUGAAGAUAACGUUUAUACACCGUCGAAUAUUAGUGUUAUCGAUUGA
Molecule: messenger RNA, 438 nt
Organism: Anisakis simplex (herring worm)
Lineage: Eukaryota; Metazoa; Nematoda; Chromadorea; Rhabditida; Anisakidae
Source: the annotation of a GenBank genome assembly